Messenger RNA from Caenorhabditis auriculariae, 2160 nucleotides. The record is from the annotation of a GenBank genome assembly. NCBI's taxonomy places the organism in Eukaryota, Metazoa, Nematoda, Chromadorea, Rhabditida, Rhabditidae.
AUGCUGUCACCUUUUCAAUUUUACAUCAGAGAAAGCAAUUACUGUUGUCGGGUUUUGCCAAUCUUCUCGAUUCCAUUCUCACUUCACCCAGCGACGCCGUCAAUGGACAAUUCCACCGAUGUAAGUCCUGAAUUCGCUUCUAGAUUCUCCUGUUUCCAUUUUAGCCGUUUGCCUUGGAGCAACUUGGUUACAUCCAUUUAUUUUACAUCCCCGUGCUUUUCGCUAUCGUUCUGAACGUCUGGAUGCUCUGGGACUACGCCAAAUCUCCAGAGAAAAAUAUGGUCUUGUCAAAAAAUUUUGAGUGAGUAAGAUUUUUUGUAGGUAGCCAAAUUGAUGAUCGCACUUCUUGUAGCUGGGCUUCUUCUGCAAGCAAAAACGAUUUUUGUGAAGAUUGCGCACUUCCUUUUUUUCGGGUAGGCAAUAAUAAAGCUUCGAAAAAAAACUUCAAAGUACUUUUAUUUUCUAAAAAUUGGGGCAACGAGUCAAAUUUGAUAACUGCAGACAUGAAAAAGCUCGUUAUUUCUAUCUAACUUAUAUGCUCACCUACGGAAAUCCGAUCUUCACGAUGGGCCAGACGGCAUGCGCACUGAUUCACUCUUUCAACGCCUUCCAAGAAUAUAUAAGCGUUAUCAGCUCUGAAAAGGUUCUGAAAAAAUAUUGCAAAGGGCAACCGUAUGUUUUGAGUCGAAGUCUCUUGGCCGUCACAUCAAUCCAAUUUUAUUCGGCAUCGCUUUUGCGGCAUUUUCAACGAACUUUCUACGGUUCUUUGCACAUAAAGUGUCAGUUAAGACUUAUAAAUUAAGAAAAGAUAAGCUACGACUUGCAGACAUUAUUCAAACGGCGAAGUUCGGAGCGAGGAGUGGCUGAACAAGAACCGGUGAUUUGUUUGGCUUUUUCUUAUUUUUUUAAAUUUUCAAGAUUCUUGAAAGAAAAAUUCUCGGAUGGGAAAAAUUUAUGCCGAGUCCAAUCUUUCUUUUUUUUUUCUAAUAAUUUUUGGCAAUGGUUGAACAAAAAGCAGGCAAAAAAGCACGUGAGGUCAAAAAAAGAAAGCUAAACAUUUUUCCCUGCAAAUUCACUUUGAACUCAUGUCAAAAAAGAGGCUAUAAUUUUGAAGAAACUGUUCAUUAGGAAAAGUGUGAGUGAUGUAGUGUUGUAGCGGUUUUUUACAGGUUUAUUAACACCUAUGUCUACGGCUGGAUGAGCUUAUUCAUCAACGUUGUUUUCCCAUUAACUGUCGUCGUCGUUUUCAAAUGGCUGACAAAGAAAAAGCUUCUGGCCGACGAGAGGGACCGUCAGUGCAUGGGCGUUCCUCGAGGAGCUCGGGUCAGUCCAUUCGAACAGCCUCUCUGAUGGAUAAUGACCGCUGAGAGGCUCAAAAAGGUCGCAGAAAGGCAACAAAAACAGUACCAUUUCGAGGCUUCUAUUUUUUCUAUAUCUUCAAAGGCUCAAGAAAUGAUGUAAAAAGGGAGAAGCAGCAAAAAUGGUGCAAAACGGCCGAGAAAGUGGCGCAAAAAGGUAGAAAAAAGGAAACAUUUCUAUGGAGUCUUUCGACCCUUUCCGACUGUGCGUUUGACGUAGAUCAUUUUAAUCAGCGGUUUGAUGUUUUCUGAAAGCUGCAUGGAGUACUCUUUGAUGUAUUGUAAAAAUAUUUCGAGAGUCUGAUUCCGCAAAAAUUCCCGAAAAGAGUCCUGAAUGAGAUCUCAAGAUCUUCAUCGUGUUCUUCUAAAAGUUCUGGCCAAUUUUCAGAACUUAAAAUGGGGUGAAGUGAUUUUUCUUGGGACCUUACUCCGAGGAAAUGUUUUAAAAUUUCUUUUUCAGGCCUGAAAUUUCAUUGCAACUACAAUUUUCAGGAAAUCCUCACGAAAAGAACAAAGGAAUCAUUGUUGUACAUUCGAGGUGUUGUGAUUAUGUUUUUCAUUGGAACUUUGCUGUACGCUUUCGUGAAAGUGAUCUCGAUAGUCGACUCCGAUUUUUUGCGCAAAGUGAAAAACUGUCAGAUUAUGAAAGUACGAAGUUGAACUGUUGAAGAACAGUCCAAUCACGCGCUACUGCACGUUCUUCGGCGAUUGGUUCCUUCUGCUGCAAACUUCGACGCCUUUCAUAAUGAUCAACAUCCAUUGUUUCUUCUCGUCUCUUUAUCAGUUGGUGCUUGCAAAUUGA